AAAAAAAAAAAAAAAAAAAAAAAAAGGCCCCCACCCCCGGGGGUGGGUGGCGCGGGGGGAGUGGGGAGGCAUCAUCGCCACUACAGGUGUAAUUGGGAAAUUUGGUGUAUAUGUCUACCGAUUACUGAAACCUAUUUUCCCCUUUUAUUUUAUGCAAGGAUUUUCGAAACCCUAUAACCCCCAAAAACUUGUCUAAACUCACCCAUUUCCUCAGCUCAUCAUCAGUUGGACAACUUCUUUCUUGACUCCGCUGAAUCAGUAAAGUAGUUGAUCACUUGAGGCUUAUGCACAUUAACAAUCACAGACGGGAUUAAAGAGGAAAAGAUGAGGAUGUGGAGAUUGUAUUAUGGUUGACCUUUUCUCUUAUGGUGUUAAGUAUAGAUGGUUGACAUCUGAUGAAAGCUUGUUGAAGUGAAAAAAGACGAUCUUUACAGAUCGAAAGAAAGAAAGUUUGCUUGGUAAAGAUUAGUGCUCUCAGCUCACAAUUGUGACAUGGCUGCAAAACCUAUUGUUGAUACCAUAUGGCGGGGUAGUUUCAUGAUCUCCCAUCCGAAAGUGAGUUUGAAUCUUACGGCCCAUCUAUCAAGUAAAGCAUGCGCAAAAGUAUGGCUGGCAGCUAAAGAGAUGGCGGAGGUUUUGUGUUUUGAAUUGCUUCCCAGGCUGGAUGUCUGGCCUAAGAGUUUUAAAAGUUCUAAACUGAUUGAUGAUAAUAUUGCCAUUUAUUUCUUUUCAGUUAAAGGCAGAGAUGAUCAGGUUUUCGACAAUCUGCUGUACAAUUUAAGACACUACGACUUUGCUUUAAAAGCCUUGGUUGGUGAUUCUGAACUCCUUAUUUUUACCUCUGCUCAACUGCCAGAAAAGCAUCAGAGAUUUGAGGGUCAAUUAUAUCUAUGGGGCGUUUUCAAUGGAAGACAAGCUCCUCCUCAACACUCAUCCGAUGAUUGUUUCAUUUAUAAUACCCGAGUGACACAAGCUUCAACCCCAAAGUUAGCUAAUGAUGUUGUCAUUGGGAAGGAUGGAAGUUGCAAUGAAUUCUCCAAUAAGAAAGACCCUUCAGCACCUGCCUCAAAAACAGCUAGAAAGGGAAGGCCACUUGAUGAUGCUUGGCAACAUGCUACUCCAGUAGAUGGAAAGAAACAGAGGACAAUUUGCAAGUAUUGUGGAUUUGUCUCUUCCUCUGGAGGCAUUACUUAUCUUAAGACACAUCUGGGUGGGGGUGAUCCAACGGGUUCGUUAAAGGGUUGUCCAAAUGUGCCACCUGAUGUCAAAAGGGUGAUGACAGAAUGGUUACAAGGAACUAUAAGAGGGGUGAAGGCACCACAGCUAGAGGAUAUCAGGACUGACAUGGAAGCAGCACAUACGUCAAAAAAAUCUGUUAGAAGGGGAAGGCCACUUGAUGCUGCCUGGGAACAUGCUACACCAGUUGAUGCAAAACGGCAGAGGGCUGUUUGCAAGUAUUGCGGUUUCAUAUCUUCUUCCGGAGGAAUUACACAUCUUAAGGCGCAUUUGGCUGGAGGUGAUCCAAAAGGGCCCUCAAAAGGUUGUCCCAAUGCGCCGCCAGAAGUCAGAAGGGUAAUGGCAGAGUCACUGAACAGAACAGUGAAAGGGGUGAAGGCCAUGCAGCCAGAGGAGAUCAGGAGAUGCAUGAAAGCGGAAAAUGUUUGGUCUCCUCCGAAGUCAGAUGACUAUUCGUUGAAUCAAUAUAGAAUUGUCAAGAAUGAGCAGUACUCAAAUUUAGCUAGUGGGGGAAAUCAUGUAAAGGAUAUGACCAUGUCAAAGCAAUCAGAGACAGCAUGUAUUGAUAGUUGUAUGGAGGUUAUAAGUUCUCAUAAUGCUUGUAAGUCGAGCUUUUUAAGCAAACCUACAACUAAAGUAGGUUUUCUUUAACAUAAUGCAUCAGUAGAUUGAGUACUAAGAGCUAGGAAGGAUGACUGCUUAAUCUAAUCCUGAGAGCAUGCUCCGUCAGUUUGACGUGACGAACAUACACGAGUACAGAUGAUGAAGUUGAUUCUGCUGAUUUAUCAGCGAAAAGGUUGGUUCUUUUGAUGUACAAAUCUGUUAUGAAUCAUAUCUUAACCCAAUACUUGGCUACUUCGUGACAUUGCUAGUGAUUGUAUCUAUGAAUUUGUUGCUAUGCUCCGUCCAUCUUGGAGUGAUUUUGAAAGAUCUAUUAAGCAGGUUAAGUCCUCCCUAGCAAGGGACACCAUUUGAAAGUUCUGAAGUCUGCUCAUUGCUGAGAAUGAGAAAUUGAAAUGGCUUCAUUAGCAUCAUGCGAGACUAAAUCAGCAAUGCUUUAGCUGAUGUUACCAAAGUGUUGCGAGGGUAAGAAAUAUAAUCUCUGAGUAAAGAUGUGAAGGAUGCUUCAAUGUGAGAUUGAGACCUUGGAAAUUGAAUUGAAUUUGACAUUAGCAUACACUCGAGUACUGACCAACAUCAAGGACAAACUUGUGUUAAUAUGCAAAUGCUCCUGCAAAUCAGUUGCCGAUAAACUCUCUAGAUUUUCUGUGUAUAUGUUUCUGUAUUUUUUGAGCUGCUGUUUAAAUAUAUUGCCCUUCGUGCAAGUUCGUCUA
Nicotiana tabacum (common tobacco) is the source of this 2570-nucleotide messenger RNA. Lineage: Eukaryota; Viridiplantae; Streptophyta; Magnoliopsida; Solanales; Solanaceae. The record is from RefSeq and is a predicted model, not a curated record.